AUGGUGUGUGUUCCGUGUAUAUUCCUUCCUAUUCUUUUAGCAAUCUAUUUGAAAUUUAUUCAACCUUAUGUGUUGAGAUUUCUACCUGAACGAUGGGUAACUUUUCUAGACCCAUAUCUAUACCCAACUUGCCCGGCGAAGCCUCCACCUCAAGUUAAGCAAGAUUCUAAUGAAUCAGAAAGUGCGCAAAGCUGUCCUUGUGCAAAAGCUGAGGAAGACUCGAAGAAGGACCGCUAA
This is a messenger RNA of Necator americanus (New World hookworm), 237 nucleotides long. RefSeq lists its product as uncharacterized. Bases 1 to 237 code for a protein of 78 amino acids. The record is from RefSeq and is a predicted model, not a curated record. NCBI's taxonomy places the organism in Eukaryota, Metazoa, Nematoda, Chromadorea, Rhabditida, Ancylostomatidae. The transcript is spliced from 3 exons.